GAUCUUGAACAAAGUCAAUAUAAAUUGAUUGAACUUACCCCAGAGGUUGCUGCAUUGUUUGAGGAAAUUCGUAUACAGAAGCCUGUUUUAUGUACCAAAGACAAAACUUUUACUAUACGUAAACAGCAUUAUAGUAAUUCCCUACUCUUACUGUCACCUUCACUAACUUUUGUACCAAAUGUACAAAAUUAUCAAGACCCUGUAUUUGAAGUAGUUGACGUUUUAAAUUAUUUUUGCGAAUUAACUUUAUCUGCACCAAAGAUUGAGCAAUUGAAUGAAUUAUUACAACCAACUAUAUAUAAAGGGCCUGAUGAGGAACGCGAAUAUAAAGAUAAAAAAUUUUACACAUUUGAUGAAUUGGAUAAUCUCGUGCAAGCCAGUGUAAAAGAAUUAAAACAAGCCCUUAAAAAUAACUUUGCACUAGAAAUUAAUGGCUAUUGGAGAUACAUUGACCUUGAAUACAUACACAGUAUUUUGAAUGCGAUUCUUUUAAUUAUUGAUCUUUGGUCUGUGCAACUAGAAUGCAUACCAUUAAAAGCUGCUUGUGAUGCGGCUAAAGGAUAUGGUCAUCCUACAUUUAUAAUUCAACAUAUUUUUGAAUGCUUUUCUGAAUCAGUUGAUAAUGCAGAUGAAUCAAGUAAUUAUUUCAUUGAAUAUAUUUGUUGA
Messenger RNA from Racocetra fulgida, 666 nucleotides. NCBI's taxonomy places the organism in Eukaryota, Fungi, Glomeromycota, Glomeromycetes, Diversisporales, Gigasporaceae. The record is from the annotation of a GenBank genome assembly.